AAAGGCAGCCUCCUGGAGCUCAGAGCCUUGCUCUUGGCCACAAACUAGUAUGAGGGGCACCAAGAAAUACUCUCAUGUUAUUGACACACCAGACCCCGGCAAAUGGGAGCUGGCAGGGUAUGAGGCAGCCCUGCCUAUCACAGAAAAGUCAAACCCCAUCACCCGAGAAAUCGACAAAGCUGACCCCACGCAGAUUGUCCAGCUCCUUAAGGACUGUGAUGCCGAGAUCUUUCAGGAAGAGGAUGAGGCCUUGGUUAACUAUAAGAGGCUGUACAGCGACUCGGUGCUGAAGACAAUGAUGGAUAUCGUUGGGAGAGUACAAGAGGUGCUGAAGGAACCAGAUGACACACUCAUCGUCCUGAGCGGUGGUGGAGCUUCUGGCCGACUUGCCUUCCUCAUGGCUGUGUCCUUUAACAAACUUCUGAAGGGCCUAGGGCAGCUGCCACAAUACACGUACAUCAUUGCUGGGGGAGACAGGUCUCUUGUAGCAUCACAUGAGGAUCCGGAGGACAGUGCGCUUCUGGGCAUACAGGAUCUUAACAAGGUCUGCGAAGGGAAGAAGAAGGUCAUUUUCUUUGGGAUUUCCUGUGGCUUGUCUGCCCCCUAUGUGGCUGGCCAGCUGGACUUCUGCAUGAACAACCUGGACAUCUUUGUUCCAGUGCUGGUGGGAUUCAACCCAGUCUCAAUGGCCAGGAAUGAGAAGAUUGAAGAUUUUCACUCCACCUUCUGGCAGGUAGCCAAGCGGAUGGAGAAGCUGCAGGAAUCCCAUAAGGCCUUCAUCCUCAACCCUGCGGUGGGGCCUGAAGGUAUCACUGGCUCCUCGCGGAUGAAGGGUGGCAGUGCCACAAAGGUUCUUCUGGAGACUCUGCUUCUGACAGCCCAUAAGACAGUUUCUAAGGACAGCGAGAUCUCAGAGAAGUGUCUUCUGGAGAUUCUACGCACCUAUGAACGGGCCCACAAAGUCACCUAUAGCCAGAGUAAGAAGAUUGCUGCUCUGGUGAAGCAAGCAGGCACCAGCCUACAGAAGAAGGCCUAUGUGUACAUGGUAGGGUGGCACACACUGGGCAUCAUUGCCAUCAUGGAUGGAGCAGAAUGUAUUCCCACCUUUGGGGCAGACAUCAACGAUGUACGGGGCUUCCUUAUCGGGGAUCACAGUGAAAUGUUUAACCGAGAGGCUGAUCUCAUAGCACAGGGACCAAAAUUUGCUUUCUCUGAAGAAGAUUUUGUGAAAACAAUCCUCCCAUCAUUGACAGAGCUUGACACUGUCCUCUUCCUUUUCACAGUGGAUGAUGACCUUGUUGAGGUGGAGAAGCUGGCAGUUCAGGUGAAGGAGAGGACAUCAAAUAUGCAGGCGCUUUGUCACGCCACCGUUGGGCAGUAUCUGCCAGCCUCUCUCAAGAAGCUCUUUCCCUCCAUCAUAAGCGUCAUGUGGCCCAUCUUGUUUCUGGAAUAUGAAGGGAAUUUCAUCCAGAGGUUCCAAAGGGAAUUGAGCACCAAGUGGAUCCUGAACACAGUCAGCACUGGGGCCCAUGUGCUAAAAGGCAAGAUCUUACGCAACUACAUGGUGGAUCUGAAAGUGAGCAACUCCAAACUCUUCAGGAGAGCAGUCAGCAUCCUGCAGAGGUUCACGGGACACUCGCAGGCCAAGUGUUUGGAAGUACUGCUGCAGGUGAUUUAUGAUCCUGAGCCUCUCACUGAAGAGAUCCAUGCUGCUGAAGUCUCCAAGCACAUCGCUGUAGCAACAGACAAGACCAAGGUGGUCCCCACAGCUCUGCUCUGCCUGCUACGCAGCUGCUCGCCCCAGGAGGCCCGCUCCCGCCUUGAUGCUGCAACCUCCAUACGUGAUGCCCUGGAUGCCGCGCUCAACGCGCCGGGACGCAAACGAGGGGCUGGCAAAUCAGAUCCUGAUGAGAACAGCACAUAGGAGUGGAUGUCAGCCCCUGAGGGCCCUAAAAAGAAAGGGGGCAGCUGACAUUGACACUGCUGCAAGGUGCUGUACUGGACGGUCUUCCAGCCAGAGAUGUUUAGGAGAAGUUGCUUCUGGCCCAUCCUUCCUUUGCCCCACUUUGUGUUGUCCCUCUUUUCCCAGCAAGAGGGGAAGGCAAAAGAGGUGUCUGGUGCAUCUUGCAGGAGGAACUGCAUACUUGGGAAGGGAUAUUUCCUGUGGACAGGGGGUCUUGAAGCAUUUAAAGGGUUAAGGGACCUGAGGGUUUGAACCAUCCCAAGAUCCUCUCUCUGUUGGGAAAUUAGGCUCUUCCUGCAAUUCCCUCCCCUCUUUGGUGCAUUGGAGGUGCAUCUGUGCCACUCAGGAAUAACUGCCUCCAUGUGGCACCUGGAGGUCCCAUUCCUCCCCAAAGCCUGGCUUCCUCAGGCUCCACCCCCCAAAUCUCCAGGUAUUUCCUAACCCAGAUCUCCUGUAAAGCUAUUCAUAACUCUGCCAGGGUGGAAGUAGCUGGGAUUUGGAACAUCCCUGCACUUUCCCUCUUUGGAGGCCAAUUUUCACUGUGGUUCUUCCUUUUUUUAAGGAGAAGGUAGAGUGGUCAGUGUCCUGCAAUCUUCUCACUUUUUGUAAUAAAACAUGUGUCUGUA
This is a messenger RNA of Heteronotia binoei (common prickly gecko), 2589 nucleotides long. RefSeq names its product glucokinase regulator (gene GCKR). Gene Ontology annotation, biological process: glucose homeostasis; carbohydrate derivative metabolic process; response to fructose. Gene Ontology annotation, cellular component: nucleoplasm; mitochondrion; cytosol. The transcript is spliced from 19 exons. The record is from RefSeq and is a predicted model, not a curated record. Gene Ontology annotation, molecular function: enzyme inhibitor activity; enzyme binding; fructose-6-phosphate binding. Lineage: Eukaryota; Metazoa; Chordata; Lepidosauria; Squamata; Gekkonidae. Bases 50 to 1924 code for a protein of 624 amino acids.